This is a messenger RNA of Kockovaella imperatae, 2127 nucleotides long. RefSeq lists its product as hypothetical. The record is from RefSeq and is a predicted model, not a curated record. Lineage: Eukaryota; Fungi; Basidiomycota; Tremellomycetes; Tremellales; Cuniculitremaceae. Bases 1 to 2127 code for a protein of 708 amino acids. The transcript has 12 exons.
AUGGAGUCAAAUCAGAGGUCAGACUCAGAGCUACAGAGUAUUUUGGAUAGUCUCAUUGGGGAGGCGGGGUACAUUCUCUGUGGCGACUUGCCCGAUGGUAUGUGCACAUAUGAGCGAGAGCACGAUGUGACGAUACUUGAUCCGGGUGAGGAUGUCGUCCUGCGGGACCUUGUCAAGCCUCAUGGGGAUCUGAGAUUGGGUCCUGAGGAGAUGUUUGGAUUUUUAAAUGCUACCAAAUUGUCCCCCGCACGUUCACCUGAUCCAGGGAUGACCACAUCACAAUCUCUUCCUCCGACAGCCUUUCGCGAACUCGAAGAGACAACUCCAAGGCAGCAUCGUCGACGCAACUCGGAUCGUAUCCGUUCGCCCUCGGAUUCGUCAUCCAGCUCGGACGAGAAUACUUCCGCACCUACCGUCAGCAGUCGUCCAGGCAUGCCCAAACGGCCCAAGACGCUCUCCGACUCGCACAUGGACUCGCCAUUGGCAGCUAGGACGAGGCACUGGGGUCCGCCCAGUGCCUUUGGCAACUUUGGAUCGUUUGCGAGGCCCAGUCCAGCCAGCCGACGACGACGAGGCAGUGCCAAUGGGUCUAUAUCAAGUGAUGUGGACGGAGAAGAGUUCAGACCGAUCGGUAGGAGCAUGUCGUCGAGGUCGUUCACAGCGUCGCCGACGUUUGGAAAAGAGGUCGGGUCCCCACUGUCCGAAGAAUUUCAUUCACCCAAGUCCCCAGAAAGUGUGGCGAGUGAGCAGGUGGAAGUGCAGGACCCGGAGUCGGAGCCGACGGUAGAAAUCACCGAGGACGAGGUGGAUGAGACGGAUGAUCAGCUUGGGGAGGAAAUGCUCGAGGCGAUGAACCCGAGGUUGAGCAGGCUCUCGACUGGCUCGAGUUUGUCGUUGAGAACCUCGCACGACAAGUUGCAGGCGCUGCAGAAGCAGAACGGGGAGCUGGCGAGAAAGUUGAAAGAGUCCGAGAGGCAGUUGGCCUUGUUAGGGGCCGACAAUGACCGGAUGGUCAUGGACCUUGAGCGGCAACUCGAGGAAGCACGUCACGAGCUCGCGUUGAAGCGCAAAGAGGACAAGGAUUUGAGGAACAAUGAGUUGGCGCAAAAGAUUCAGAUCAGCGGGCUCGAAGCGGAUCUGUCCAACGUGCAGAGACUGCUCGAGCAGUCUAAAGAGAGCCGAGCGAGCAUGCAAAAGAUGUAUGAUUCGCAGUGUGAGAUCAGGACAUUGGAGGAGACUGCGCAGGAGCACGAAGCGGACGAGGCAAAGUACACGGGGGAGAUUCAGAGUCUCGAGAUGGAGGUCAAGCGGAUGCAAUCGGACCUGGAGUCUGCGAGGCGGGCCGAAUCGGUGCUAGAGGUACAAAAGCAGGAGAACCUUCAGCUCAAAGAGACGAUUGAUCGGAUGCGAUUCGACCUGGAUGAGGCCCGUGCCGCGGCCGCCAAUGCACUCAGGGUUGGAGGACAUGCCAAGAUUGGUACGAGCUCGUCUGGCGCGCCGACCUUGUCAAGGAAUCUCGGGGAUGAGAUCAAUCGACGUUUAGCGGAUGGCCUGGUGACGGCGGAGCAGGAGGAUGAGGAUGAAGUCGUCGAGACGGUGGUGACGAGACGUCAACGAGCCAAGGUGGUCGAGUACGCCGAUGUGAGCGUGGGCACGGACGAGGUCCCAGGGCCUUCACGGAAGGAGGACCCCCCCGCGUACACUGCCGAGCCGGAGCCUGUCAACGUGCAAGAGGUGUUGGAUCAGGCUCAUCCCAAGGCCACGUCAGUUGUCAUUCACGGGGCCUAUGAUGCCGUCGUUUCGGCUGCUGGGAGACGGUGCACAGUGCUCGAAGAGGAUAUCAAGAGGCGAGGGGUGAAAGCGGAGGGUGGGAAAAAGGUGAUCUAUGCGAGUCAUGAAGCUAUCGGAUGGCUAUCUGUGUGUACGAUCGCAGCGUUUGCCAUCGGAAUCGUCGCCGGGACGCAACUGUUCACGCCCGCUGGAAUGCACUCGCGAGACUAUCUGUUGUUCUCUCAGAUGAACGAUUUGGCUAGGUCUGUCGGUGUGGGUGAGGGGUUCCUGCCGGUCAACAUGUUGCAUGCUGUGGGUCACGGAGCUGGCCUGCUGGCGGGCCGAGUCCCUUCGUAG